GGAGGGAGGGAGGGGGGAGAGACCGGAGCGCACGGCUUGUGAACGGCCGGCCGGUCCAGCUGCACUCUCUCCUCUCUGCUGCUGCUGCCUCGGGGGGAAUUAAAUUAUUUCAAAACAAGAGGAGGUGUACUGUUGAACAAAAGGGAGGCUGACAGAGAGAGAGGGGGCGAGAGAUGAUGACGACCGAGUUUUGGGACCCGCUGUAAGGACAGGAAGGAGGCGAGAUGGCAGUGCAUGUUUUCAAAUGCCUGCGCCGGCCCGGGCGCUAGAAGAACCAACAGGGGUUUGUGGUUUAUGUGUGUGAGUGAGAGGUGUGUGAGUGUGUAGGGCCGCCCAGUGUUUUGACAGGAGAGUUAUGGAAUAUGAGGAGCCCGACGUGCCCCCCGCUGACAACCCCAUCAAAAGAGGAGGAGCUGUGUCCAAGAAGACUCAUCUGACCCAGAUUGAAGUUAUCCCAUGUAAGAUCUGCGGUGAUAAGUCCUCUGGAGUGCAUUAUGGAGUCAUCACUUGUGAGGGCUGCAAGGGAUUUUUUCGGCGCAGCCAGCUGCCUACUGUGUCCUACUCCUGCUCCAGGCAGAACAACUGUCAGAUCGAUCGGGCCAGCCGCAACCGCUGCCAGCACUGCCGUCUGCAGAAGUGCUUAGCACAGGGCAUGAGCAGAGAUGCGGUGAAGUUUGGACGGAUGUCCAAACGUCAACGGGACUCUCUGAUCGCUGAAGUGGAGAGGCACCGACAGCAGCAGCAGCAGCAGCAGCUUCAGGGAGACGCCCAGUCUCUCUUGUCCUUCCCCAACAAAGCCCGUCAGGACCGCUCCCCACAGCUCCUUCAGCCCAUGGCCGCAGCCUACUCCUUCAACGGGGACACUGAGCUGCUGUCCUACGCCGCUGAAGUUCACCCUUACUUGGUGUGCUCCCCGAGCGAGUCGCAGGUGUCGGGAAUGAUCUACAGAGGCUCUGGUGUGUCUCCUACAUCGAGAUCCCAGGGGAGGGGGGACAACAGUGGACACCCUGACAUAAGAGGCUUUGACUCCAGACAGCCAUCUCAUGACCUGGUGGCGAUUCAUCCCUGCAACCCUCUGGAGGAUCCGUACAGCCUCUACCCUCACUCUCUGAGAAACAUAGAUGAGCUGUGUGCCAGCAUUGUGCGCUCCCACAGAGAGACCAGCCAGUACAGAGUGGAGGAGCUGCAGGCUCUCAGAUGGAAACUGCUCAGCAGAGAUGAGAUCCAAGCCUACCAGAGCAAAUCGGUGGACGAGAUGUGGCAGCACUGCGCCAUCCGACUGACCGAUGCUGUGCAGUAUGUGGUGGAGUUUGCAAAACACAUCCCAGGCUUCCGUAUGCUGAGCCAGAACGACCAGAUUGCUCUCCUGAAGACUGGCUCCAUGGAGGUGGUUCUGGUCAGAAUGAGCCGCUACUUCAACACGGAGAACAACACCGUCUUCUUCGAUGGCAAAUUCGCCGGUGCUGAAGUCUUCAAGUCUUUGGCAUGUGGAGAUUUAAUCGCAGCAGUGUUUGACUUUGCGCACGGUAUGUGUGCUCUAAAGCUGACUGAGCAGCAGAUCGCUCUCUUCAGUGCUCUGGUGCUGAUCAACACAGAUCGUCCAUGUCUGGAGGACAGAGGCAGAGUUCAGCGAGUGCAAAGGAGCGUUGAGUUUGGACUCACACACAUUCUACGCCGAGACAACCAAGAAAGUCUAAUGCACAAGUUGUACCAGAGGAUGGCAGUGUUGCGUUCACUGUGCAGUCUGCACAUGGAGAAGCUGCACUGGUUCAGUCAGCGUUAUCCGCUCACCGCUCACUCUCUGUUCCCUCCACUCUACAAGGAGCUGUUCGCCUCUGAGGCGGAGCUGCUGCCAGGGACCACUCACUGAUGAUUCUCUCGAAUAUGCAAAGACACACACACACCUACACACACACACACACACACAUUAUUUUAAGUCUCAUCAUUACUUCCUGACAGAAUCUAUUUUUCUAAUAAUGAUAUAUGAGAGAAGCACAGUAAUCGUAGCGUGUUAGGUGUUACAUGACUUCCAGCAGAGCUUUUUAUUAGAUUGUGUCAAACAUAAAUUUCAAUAUUUUGAUAGCUUAAAACUAUUUUUUGGUUAUUCCAGGGAAACAUGCAUUUUGUUGUUCUUUGACAGCACAUUGUCCGUGAGGUACAGCAUUCAUUUUCUCUCAGGAUGUGCUGUUAUGAGUUACAGUCACUGUGUGUCACAGUGCGUUCAGACACAAAGAUUCAAAGAAGCAUUACACCAGUCAUUGUCAACUAAGACCUAAUAUGGUAGUCCACCCAAAAUCUGUCCUUAGAGCAUUCUCUGCUUGCACAGUGUUGACUGAUGUAUAUCCGUUUUACAAACUGCAUGUGUUUACUUCCUGUCAAUUCUGCAACAUUACCCUCGUCUUUGACCACACUGCUUAUUCAUCCUAAAGUUAAUGACUUCACUUUUUACACUUAGCCUUAUAUGCUCUGUUCAUAGCAUUUACCGUUAGUAUUGUGUCCUCACAGCAAGAGGGUUCCUGGUUCAAACCCAGGGUGGGGGAGCCCCUCUGUGUAGAGUCUGCAUGUUCUCCCUGUGUCAGCGUGGGUUUUCUCCAGGUGCUCCAGCUUCCUCCCACAGUCCAAAGACAUGCAGGUUAAUUGGUGACUCUAAAUUGUCCGUGAGUGUGAAUGGUUGUCUGUCUCUAUGUGUCAGCCCAGUGAUAGUCUGGUGACCUGUCCAGGAGUGUACCCUGCCUCUCUCCCAGUGUCAGCUGGGAUAGGCUCCAGCUCCCCUGCGACCCCCAACAGGGUAGGUGGUUACAGAAAAUGAAUGAAUGAACAACGCUAACGGUGAACAGUGAAGUAACUAACUUAUGCCUACCAUAAAGUCUGACACCCUCUCACAUCUGAAGACAAUGUGAGGUUAUAAGAUUUUGCUAAGACUCGUCAACCAAACAUGGCUUAAUAGUGACAAUUUCAAACACAAGUCCACAAAUUGGCUCCACUAUAACUCACAGCUGUCACAGGUAAAGCGUUUGACACAGUUUCCUCCACAAAUACAACAUGCUACCAUUAUUAGCACAAGCCUAUGGCAUUUUACAUUGUAUAAAUUAACCUAGCGAUGAGUGGAGAUUUCCUCUGCUCAUAUGAAGGCCAGGAUAAAUAAUAAUAAGACUUAAAAUGCAAUUGUGUGGAGGCUUUAUUAUCGUCAUAAUUUAUGGUUUUUUAUCUGUGAAAUCAAAGUAAAUGAGGGAAGUGGCUUCAGCUUACAAAAAUAGACAGGGGAUCUGCAUCGCCAGGCAUGUUGUUACAUUUCUGGAAAGGUGCAUAUCAGGCUACAGUGUAGGCUCUAUGUUGAUGCAGAGCCUACGCAGUAGUAUAAAUCACACAUAAGAAUGGCAUAAAUGAUGAAAAAGCACUUUUAUCUCAAAGGUUGGCGGCAAAGUUAACGUUGCCGUGGAGCUGACAGGAAGUAAACAGACGUGCAGUUCGUACAACAGAUGUGCGUCACACUACAUUGUGCAAGAAUCCAGGAUCCAGCAAUAACGUGUGCAGGCAGAGCCAAAAAACAUGAUCACGCAUCUCCCUCUGAGAAGUAACCAUCACAUGCCAGGUGUGAAACAACAACAUUAAGCAAUCGGAGCACUAAUUAUAUGUGCACACUCGAUUCAGCAGUACUGUUACAGAUCUUUUGUAGUGACUGCAGAUUCAUAACAUAAUGAACAUUACACAAUCCAGCUCUCAACCACUAGUUGCUUCUCACCUGAGGUUCUCUCCCUUUCAGGAGUCUGCACCCACAUAUUUCGUAUUUAAGAUUGAUAUAUUGCUUAGAAAGUAUUCCCUAUAAAACAUAGUGUGUGUCAAUUACAUACUCAGGUCUAAACACCAGAAAACAAGAGACAGCCUGCUUCUUUGUACCU
Messenger RNA from Epinephelus fuscoguttatus (brown-marbled grouper), 3899 nucleotides. It is a transcript of the gene rorc, whose product is annotated as RAR-related orphan receptor C. Gene Ontology annotation, molecular function: RNA polymerase II cis-regulatory region sequence-specific DNA binding; zinc ion binding; nuclear receptor activity. Lineage: Eukaryota; Metazoa; Chordata; Actinopteri; Perciformes; Serranidae. The transcript is spliced from 13 exons. Gene Ontology annotation, biological process: regulation of transcription by RNA polymerase II. Gene Ontology annotation, cellular component: nucleus. The record is from RefSeq and is a predicted model, not a curated record. The coding region runs from base 356 to 1870 and encodes 504 amino acids.